AUGGCUUUCCAGACACUAGCCUGCUUCCUUGCUCUCAUCGCUGUUGCAAAUGCUGCCAUCACUAGGCGUGUUGCUUGUCCCGAUGGUAUCAACACCGCUACAAACGCGGCAUGCUGCGCGUUGUUUGCUGUCCGUGACGACAUCCAGACAAACCUGUUUGAUGGUGGCGAAUGCGGUGAGGAGGUGCACGAAUCCCUCCGCCUGACCUUCCACGACGCGAUCGGUUUCUCGACUACAAAGAAUGUUGGUGGUGGUGCCGACGGCUCGAUAUCAACAUUCUCCGACAUCGAGACCAACUUCCAUGCCAACAACGGCAUCGAUGAAAUUGUUGAGGAACAAAGACCGUUCGUUGCUGCGCACAAUAUGACCGCCGGAGAUUUCAUCCAAUUUGCAGGCGCUAUUGGUGUUAGUAACUGCCCUGGUGCUCCUCGGCUGGAAUUCUUUUUUGGUCGUCCCACAGCGAUAGCUCCGGCCGCCGAUCUGACUGUCCCAGAGCCUUUUGAUACCGUCGACAGCAUUCUCGCCCGUUUCAGUGACGCUGGCUUCACCACAGCUGAAGUUGUCGCCCUCCUUGCCUCCCACACGAUCGCCGCGGCCGAUCACGUUGACCCAACCAUCCCUGGAACGCCAUUCGACUCGACUCCGUCCACGUUCGACACUCAAUUCUUUGUUGAGACCCAGCUUCGUGGAACACUCUUCCCAGGAACGGGUGGGAACCAGGGCGAGGUAGAGUCGCCUUUGGCGGGCGAGAUUCGGCUGCAGUCCGAUUCAGAGCUGGCUAGAGACUCUCGCACCGCUUGCCUAUGGCAAGCCAAUGUCAACCAGCAGACUCACAUGGCCAACUCUUUUGCUGCGGCGAUGGCAAAGUUGGCUGUCCUCGGUCACAACACGGCUGACAUGAUUGACUGCUCGGAGCUGAUCCCUACGCCUCCGCCCUUCGCCAACGUUGCCACCUUCCCAGCUGGGAUCAACUCCAACGAUGUAGAACAAGCGUGUGCCACUACUCCUUUCCCAACUCUCGGCACCGAUCCUGGCCCAGUUACCUCGGUUGCCCCAGUCCCUCCUUCUUAA
Molecule: messenger RNA, 1071 nt
Organism: Heterobasidion irregulare TC 32-1
Lineage: Eukaryota; Fungi; Basidiomycota; Agaricomycetes; Russulales; Bondarzewiaceae
Gene: mnp5
Product: manganese peroxidase 5
Exons: 11
Coding region: 1-1071 (356 amino acids)
Biological process (GO): response to reactive oxygen species; cellular response to oxidative stress; hydrogen peroxide catabolic process
Molecular function (GO): peroxidase activity; heme binding
Source: RefSeq, a predicted model, not a curated record